AUGCAGCAAGAUCAGCGAAGGAAGAACCCCAAAGAGACAGAAUUUUUUACCGAGUAUGGAGAUGCCAACAGAUACAAAAUUCUGGAAAUUAUAGGCAAGGGAAGCUAUGGAGUUGUUUGCGCAGCAAUUGACACACAUACUGGGGAGAAAGUAGCAAUAAAGAAAAUAACAGACAUUUUUGAGCAUAUCUCUGAUGCUAUUCGGAUUUUGCGUGAAAUUAAGUUGCUUCGCCUUCUACGGCAUCCUGAUAUUGUAGAAAUUAAGCGGAUCAUGGUGCCACCCUCUAGACGGGAGUUCAGAGACAUUUAUGUUGUUUUUGAGCUUAUGGAGUCUGACCUUCAUCAAGUCAUUAAAGCUAAUGAUGACUUGACACAUGAGCACCAUCGUUUUUUUCUCUAUCAGAUGCUACGAGCACUGAAAUAUAUGCACACAGCUAAUGUAUAUCAUCGAGAUCUUAAACCAAAGAAUAUUUUGGCAAAUGCAAACUGCAAGCUCAAAAUAUGUGAUUUUGGACUAGCAAGAGUGGCAUUCAGUGAUACCCCAACAACAAUUUUUUGGACGGAUUAUGUUGCUACAAGAUGGUAUAGGGCUCCUGAGCUGUGUGGAUCUUUCUUUUCCAAGUAUACACCUGCAAUCGAUAUUUGGAGCAUUGGCUGCAUCUUUGCAGAGGUAUUGACAGGGAAGCCAUUGUUUCCGGGUAAAAGUGUUGUGCAUCAAUUGGAUUUGAUUGCAGAUGUUCUUGGAACACCAUCAGCAGAAACCAUUUCUGGAGUGCGUAAUGAAAAGGCAAGAAAAUAUUUAACAGAUAUGCAGAAAAAGCACCCAGUGUCUUUUGCUGAGAAGUUUCCUACUGCAGAUCCUUUGGCAGUCAAAUUGUUGAAACGGUUGUUAGCAUUUGAUCCAAAGGAUCGGCCAACUGCUGAAGAGGCAUUGGCUGAUCCUUACUUUAAGGGACUGGCUAAACUUGAGAGGGAACCUUCUUGUCAGCCAAUUUCAAAGCUGGAGUUUGAGUUUGAGCGUCGACGGGUGACUAAGGAAGACGUCAGGGAAUUGAUAUUUCGAGAAAUAUUAGAAUACCAUCCUCAACUACUCAAGGACUACAUGGCAGGAAAUAAUGGCACAAGUUUUCUCUACCCCAGUGCCAUUGGUCAUUUCAGGAAGCAAUUUGCCUAUCUUGAAGAAAAUCUUGGGAGAAGUGGACCUGUGAUUCCUCCUGACAGAAAGCACGUCUCUCUUCCACGGUCUACAGUAAAUUCAAGUACCAUACCUCCAAAAACCCAACAGAACGUGUCGGCACUCAAUCAUCGGCAAACUACAGAAGAAAUGUCCAGUGGGAUUAUAAAUUCAGAUGCCACAUUUGGAAAUGUAUCGAAGGAUGCACGUCCACCCCCGCCGCGGGUGCCCACUGCCAAGCCAGGAAGAGUUAUAGGACCAGUUUUACCGUAUGAGAAUCUCAAACAUAUGAAAGAAACCUCUGAUAGGAAGAUGCAUGUUCAGAACGCUAUUCUUCCUCAGUCAAUCUCUCCGCAUUAUUUCUUUGGGACUAAUUCUGGGAAGAAACACGAGAAGGGCUGGACAGAAGCUGAGAAAGAAUCAUCACAGGUCAAAUCACUAUCUCAGCAAUACACGUCAGUUAAAUCAACAUCUAGUACAAGUGACAUCAACAGAGCACAACCUCAGCCAUACAUGCAAACUAAAUUAAACCCAGGGAUGAAUAUCGAAGUUAACAGUAAUCCAUAUUACAGCACACAAGCAAAAGUAGGCCUCAAUAGCCAGCUUUCAAUCGAUGUGAAAUUGCUGCAGGCUCAAUCUCAAUUCGGUAUAGUUGGGGCUGCUGCCGUUGCUGUGGCUGCUUAUAGAGAGGUUAGUGAUGUUCAGCUUGGAUUGACUUAG
Messenger RNA from Fraxinus pennsylvanica, 1893 nucleotides. The record is from the annotation of a GenBank genome assembly. Lineage: Eukaryota; Viridiplantae; Streptophyta; Magnoliopsida; Lamiales; Oleaceae.